Molecule: messenger RNA, 4958 nt
Organism: Hipposideros armiger (great roundleaf bat)
Lineage: Eukaryota; Metazoa; Chordata; Mammalia; Chiroptera; Hipposideridae
Gene: SPAST
Product: spastin
Exons: 17
Coding region: 302-2110 (602 amino acids)
Cellular component (GO): microtubule cytoskeleton
Molecular function (GO): microtubule severing ATPase activity; ATP hydrolysis activity; ATP binding
Source: RefSeq, a predicted model, not a curated record
GACACGGGAGGGCGUGCGCGCGCGGCUGCCGCUCUGAGCUACCAGAGGCGGAUGAGAGGACAGAGAGAGGGAGGGGCAGGAACCAACGACCGCAGGAGGAGGAGGAGAAGGGGUUGUGCUCCCGGCCUUGAGAGGAGAAAGGGGCGGGGCCGGCGAGCAGCGUGUGGAGGUGCCGAGCUCUUGGGACCUGCCGGCGCGCGGGGGUCUGUGGCCCUCGUCGUCCCAGUGGCCGCUGCCGUCGCUUGGUCGCCGUCGGUCUGCGGGAGGCGGGUUAUGGCGGCGGCGGCAGUGGGAGCUGUGAAUGAAUUCUCCGGGUGGACGAGGAAAGAAAAAAGGCUCCGGCGGCCCCAGCAGCCCGGUGCCUCCCAGGCCUCCGCCCCCCUGCCUGGCCCCCGCCCGUCCCGCCCCCAGGCCGGCCCCGCCGCCGGAGUCGCCGCAUAAGCGGAACCUGUACUACUUCUCCUACCCGCUCUUCGUAGGCUUCGCGCUGCUGCGUUUGGUCGCCUUCCACCUGGGGCUCCUCUUCGUGUGGCUCUGCCAGCGCUUCUCCCGCGCCCUCAUGGCCGCCAAGAGGAGCUCCCCGGCCGCGCCGACGUCGGCCUCAUCCCCGGCGCCAGUGCCGGGCGGGGAGGCUGAGCGAGUCCGAGCCUUCCACAAACAGGCCUUCGAGUACAUCUCCGUUGCACUGCGCAUCGAUGAGGACGAGAAAGCAGGACAAAAGGAUCAAGCUGUGGAAUGGUAUAAGAAGGGUAUUGAAGAACUAGAAAAAGGAAUAGCUGUCAUAGUUACAGGACAAGGGGAACAGUGUGAAAGAGCUAGACGCCUUCAAGCUAAAAUGAUGACUAAUUUGGUUAUGGCCAAGGACCGUUUACAACUUCUAGAGAAGCUGCAACCAGUUUUGCAAUUUUCCAAGUCACAAACAGACGUCUAUAAUGACAGUACUAACUUGACAUGCCGCAAUGGACAUCUCCAGUCAGAAAGUGGAGCAGUUCCGAAAAGAAAAGAUCCCUUAACACACACUAGUAAUUCACUGCCUCGUUCAAAAACAGUUACGAAAGGUGGAUCCACAAGCCUUUCAGGCCAUCACAGAGCACCCAGUUGCAGUGGUUUAUCCAUGGUUUCUGGAGUGAGACAGGGACCUGGUCCUGCAACUGCCACUCAUAAGAGUACACCAAAAACAAAUCGAACAAAUAAACCUUCCACCCCUACAACUGCUGCUCGUAAAAAGAAAGACAUGAAGAAUUUUCGGAACGUGGACAGCAACCUUGCUAACCUUAUAAUGAAUGAAAUUGUGGACAAUGGAACAGCUGUUAAAUUUGAAGAUAUAGCUGGUCAAGAAUUGGCAAAACAAGCGUUGCAAGAAAUUGUCAUUCUUCCUUCUCUGAGGCCUGAGUUGUUCACAGGGCUUAGAGCUCCUGCCAGAGGAUUGUUACUCUUUGGUCCACCUGGAAAUGGGAAAACAAUGCUGGCUAAAGCAGUAGCUGCAGAAUCGAAUGCAACCUUCUUUAAUAUAAGUGCUGCGAGUUUAACUUCAAAAUAUGUGGGAGAAGGAGAGAAGUUGGUGAGAGCUCUUUUUGCUGUUGCUCGAGAACUUCAACCUUCUAUAAUUUUUAUAGAUGAAGUUGAUAGCCUUUUGUGUGAAAGAAGAGAAGGAGAACAUGAUGCUAGUAGACGUCUAAAAACUGAAUUCCUAAUAGAAUUUGAUGGUGUACAGUCUGCUGGAGAUGACAGAGUACUUGUAAUGGGUGCGACUAAUAGGCCACAAGAGCUUGAUGAGGCUGUUCUCAGGCGUUUUACCAAACGGGUAUAUGUGUCUUUGCCAAAUGAGGAGACACGACUACUUUUACUUAAAAAUCUAUUAUGUAAACAGGGAAGCCCAUUGACCCAAAAAGAACUAGCGCAACUUGCUAGAAUGACCGAUGGAUACUCAGGAAGUGAUCUAACAGCUUUGGCAAAAGAUGCAGCGCUGGGUCCUAUCCGAGGUGAGAUGAGAAAUAUUCGAUUAUCUGACUUCACUGAGUCCUUGAAAAAGAUAAAACGCAGUGUGAGCCCUCAAACCUUAGAAGCAUACAUACGUUGGAACAAGGACUUUGGAGAUACCACUGUUUAAGGAAAUACCUUUGUCAGCCUGCAGAAAAUGUUGUUUUCCAAGAGAAACACCAUCUUCAAUGCAUAGUUAUCAACUACAAGAAACCCAGCCUAAGUUUACAGGACUUUUCAGAGUCUUAUAAUUAUUUGUGCAUCCCAGAAGAUGAACCAUAAAACAAAUUUAAAUAAAAUAUACAAUGCACAUGGAAUAUUUUGUUUAAGGCCUUCUUGCCUUUGAUGGUCAUGGUUAUCCCGAUGGGCACUGUAAGUCAGAGCACAAUAGAAACUGAUUAUGGUGUUCUUUACCAAUAUAAUCAUAAUGUAAAUAAUAACUUGUAUAUUGUGUUGCAGACAAAAGUACUCCAGAGACAGUAAGUAGUAGAAGACACAAGAGCUGUUGGUUGGUUGUCUUUUGACGUCUUUUCUUAAAAUAGUAAUUUUUCCUAUUUUCCUUUCCUACUGUUGUCUUUACUGUGGGUGAUUAGAAUGCCAAACACUCUUAAGAUCCUUUUUUUCCCCUUUUCUGUUUACAAAUCGUGUGCCAAAAGAAACUUUUUUCUGUGUAAUAGUAAUAGGAGAAAGAAUUUUGAAGGCUUUUUCUUCAUAAAUCUACAGACAUUAAACAAUUGUGUUCUUUUUACUUUUUAUUUUUCCAGUACCUUUCUACCAAAAAAUUUAGAAAGCAAUAUGAUAGCAGCAAAACAAAUCUUGUAAAAUAGAGAAGCUUGGAAGUUUUGAGUCACUCUGUCAUACAACAUGUAGAUCAAUCCUCAUGUGACCUGCAGUAUUCUUUUUCUAAUAUAUGUGUCAAAAUCUGUUGUAGACUGUUAACUUACUCCUAAUGGUAUUUAUUUCUGCUAUAAUUACUCUAAUAUUUAAAAAAGCCAAUUUUAACAGUUGUAAAAAUGAUCCCUGUGCAAGAGAAGGGAAGUACUGGAAGCUAAGGCAUUUCUAAUUUAUUGCUUAUUACUUUCUUACUGUUUACAGGAUAAUGAUAAGCCAGUGGAUCUACCAUCUUUUAUUCUUAAUAAUUAUUAAUCCCUUCAAUGAAACUUUAAAAACUUACUGAAUUUUUAUACAUUGCAUACAUUUUAUAGGUUUCUUGUGCUCACUUUGUUAACAAAAAAGUUUCAGUCUGUUAAUCUGCCUUUUGUUCCCUCAAAAUGUACAGUAAUUUCAUUUCUUGUUUGUAUAAGUAUGCCUGGAUUUUUAUUAUAAAAAUGUCAUUAGGAAGUACAGACUCAUAUCAUGGCCUUUUAAACGUUGUAAUAAAGGCAAAUGGAUAUUUGCCCUUAGUUUACUGGUUAAAAGUUUGUUUACAGAAAUUUUCUUUGGUGCUUUUAUGUGAAAUGUCAUGGGCGGAAAGAGUAAUUUCAUAGUAGUAACAAAGCUUUUUCAUUUAGCAAAAAUAUCUUUGGUUUUGAGAGAACAAAUGAAAAUUAAAACCUAGCCCCUAUUAGAUAAGAAUUUUAUAAUGAAGACAUACAUUCUUAAUUUUACUCUUGUUAAAUAUACAAGAUGUAUAAUUUCUUAACAUCAUAUGGAGUUUGUAGGCAUAAUUUAAAUCAUGUCUCUUCUAAUCAUGACUUCAGAACACCCUGGAUAAUAAAAAUGAGAGUUACAGUUGAGAUAAAUUAUAAAAAAAAUUUAAGCCAGAACCAUGCAUAUUUCUGAGGUCCUAAGUAGUAUCUUUUUAAGGGCUCAAACAGUAAUGCAUCAAUUACAAAAUAUUGAUAAUCAAAGGUAAUGAUGAAAUAAAUAUACAUGAUGACAAGUAUUGGGAACAUCCCAGAUUAAAACAUGUUCAGUAAAGCUCAUAAAAUUUUUUUUUGUAUUUUCAUUUAGAAAAGGACUAAUGUUACUGAUACUUGGAUAACUGUUUAGUCAUAGUAAAGGUCUGUGCUUCAAGCUCAACUUCUAAAAUAUAAUCUUUAAAAUUAUCAUUCUAUCUGCAAUAUUUUAAUGUAGCUCACUAUUUUAUUGGGAAAGUUUUUAAGUAACAAAGAUUUCAAAUGUUAAAAGAUGUAAAAGUCAAGUUAAUAUUGUCAUAAACAUUGAGUCAGAGAAUUAUAUUACUGUAUGAAUAUCCAUUCAUGUACAGAAGUUAUUUUACUUUCCUGAUAAAAUCUGAAGUUGAGCUUAGUGUUAGAGACUUAUUUUCUAUGACUUACUAUGACCAAGUUUUAUUUUAAGCUGUGUUUCUUUCAUAGAAGGGCCAUGAAAAUAGGAUAAUGAUAUAUAGUAGGAAGCGUAAGAGUGUAGUUUGGUCUUUUUCAAUAAAGAUAGAAGUUGCUGAGGUUUUCUGAAUUAAUAUUAGACUUAGAUUGUAAACUUUCAGAUUUUGCAAUGAGCUCUGUGUCAUAUUACUUCCUAAAAGGAAAUGCUUAAACAUUAAAUUUUAGUGUGCUCUUCAUGUUAAUAUGGCAGAGUUUUAUAAACUAAAUUAAAACUUAUUGAUGUACUGAACUUGAAGCCAAGGGAAAGAAUCGAUAUUAACUUUCAAGGUAUCUUAAGGGUAAAAACUUACUCUAAGACAGUUUGCCCAUUGAGGUUAUCAGAUUUCUGACUUGCAAAUGUUUUGUGCUUGGGAGGAAUCGGAGGAAAAGCAGAUGCUAGAAUUCUAAUUUAAGUAAAUAUACAGUGGUCUUUGUUUAUAAUGUAAAAUUCUUUAUAUUUUGUACAAAAACUAAUUCUUUUGGUAGAAUGAAUCAUUUACAGUUUGUUUUUGGACUCUGAGUCAAAGGAUUUUCCUUUAAAUGCUUGUCUCAAUUUUAAUCUGGUCUUUUGUACUUCUGAAGAAAUGAACUAAAAGGUUCAGUUGCAUAAAGUGGGUUUUAUCCUAAUGGAUUGGAAAUAAAUUAUAAACUUUA